CACACUUACCACUUGAACAUGUUUAAAAUGAACGGAUUUGUGUAUGUCUUAUAUUUGAUAUUCACUGGAAUAUUAGUUGGGGCUACUAGGGAUGAUUUACAUAUUAAGAAUGAAGAAAAAGAAAUUAUGAGAAAGCUAGACCAUCUAACAGCAGUAGUUAAACAGGUGAUUGAAGAAAAUAAACAGCUUAGAUCAACUGUUAAUGAGAUAGAAUUGGAAAACAAGCGAUUGUCGAAUGGUUAUCGUAAAAUUGUAGACACCAAUAACGAACUACGAGCAGAAAUGCACACUAUUAAAGGUUGUUGUUCACAUGAGCAACAACGUAAUAAUUCCUUAACCAGAUUUAAGCGGCUUUUGUUAAAUAAUGUAACCAGCAACAAACCUUAA
This is a messenger RNA of Mytilus trossulus (common blue mussel), 387 nucleotides long. RefSeq lists its product as uncharacterized. The record is from RefSeq and is a predicted model, not a curated record. Bases 19 to 387 code for a protein of 122 amino acids. The transcript has 3 exons. Lineage: Eukaryota; Metazoa; Mollusca; Bivalvia; Mytilida; Mytilidae.